CACCACCAUCUAUCUACAUUCUUUAUUAUAAAACCACAGAGCCUCGCUCUGUAAUUAGAAAAGAAAAAAAGAGAAAAGGAAAAAAAAUGGACGCUCAAGCCUACCUUAUCCGCCACGGCUGGUCCGGCCCUGGCAACCCACUCAACCCCUCGCGCCGCCCAGGAACACACAGCGGCCUCGGUCUGACGAAACCGAUUCUCAUCUCGCGCCGGACAGCGAACCAGGGGGUCGGGAAAGUGACGACCAAAGAUCCUACGAAUCAGUGGUGGUUGCGUGGGUUUGAGGAUGCACUCAAGGGCGUGGGAGAGGAGAAGGAUGCGAAUGCAGCGACUGGAUCUACGGCAGCGACGAAUAAUGCGUUAACGAGCGAGCUGUAUCGGUUCUUUGUCCGGGGGGAAAUUCUCCAGGGAUCACUGAGGGUCAAGGAAGCGGAAGCGGAAUCGAAUACAACGACGGAAUCGGAGUCGAGUUCGAAGAAGAAAACGAAGCGGAAACGCGACGAUAGUGAUGAUUUGGAGGGGAAGAAGAAGCAGAAGACAAGGUCUAGCGGGAAGUCAGAUGACUUGAAAGAAAAGAAAGAAUCGAAGGAAGAACGGCGACAAAGGAGGAAAGAGAAGAAGGAGAGGAGGGAGAGAAAGAUGAUUGAGAAGGCAGAGAAGGCGAGGCUGAAAGAGGAGAAGAAAAAGCUGAAGAAAGAGAAGAAGAAGAAAGAGCGUGAAGGCGAGGCGGAUGAGAAAACCGCCGAAGCAGACUAUCCCACGCCAUCGUCUACAGAUCUUGAGCAGGUUGAUGGGAAGAAGAGCGAAAGAAAGAGCAGGAGCAAGAGCAAGAGUAAGACUGGAAGUGAGAAGGAGCCCAAGUCGGACAGUUCAAAUUCCAAGGAGAAGAGGAAAAAAGGACAAUGACAGGACCAAGUCUUGAUUCCUGACUCUUCUGCUUUUCUUACCGAGCUCCUGCUUUCGUUGAUGUAUAUACCUGAGCAUUUGCAUAUACCCUGCAAUACAUAGAGAAUAUUUAUUUCUGAAGACAUACA
Molecule: messenger RNA, 1033 nt
Organism: Penicilliopsis zonata CBS 506.65
Lineage: Eukaryota; Fungi; Ascomycota; Eurotiomycetes; Eurotiales; Aspergillaceae
Exons: 1
Coding region: 87-905 (272 amino acids)
Source: RefSeq, a predicted model, not a curated record